Messenger RNA from Solanum dulcamara, 306 nucleotides. RefSeq lists its product as uncharacterized. Bases 1 to 306 code for a protein of 101 amino acids. The transcript is spliced from 2 exons. The record is from RefSeq and is a predicted model, not a curated record. Lineage: Eukaryota; Viridiplantae; Streptophyta; Magnoliopsida; Solanales; Solanaceae.
AUGGAUGCUGCCUUGAUAGCACGUGAGUGUGUUGAUACUAGAUUGAGAGGUAUGGAUCCUGGAAUGGGAUUUGGCAGCAGAUGGCUGAAACGGAUUGAAUUCUGCAUCAAAACUACUAGGUUCUUAAUUCUGGUUAAUGGAGAAUCAGCUGGGUUUUUUCAAGCAGAGAGGGGGCUCAUACAGGGAGAUCCCCCAUCACCCUUCCUCUUUAUCGUAGCCAUGGAGGAUUUCAAUAGCAUACUGAAGAUUGCCGCUCAGAACAUAUGGUUACAAGGCUUUAGAAUUGGAAAAUGGGCAGAUGUGUGA